UCCCCCCCAAGUCAUUCCCUGUCGUACGAGGCUCUGUCGGAGAUCCCGUACAAGGCAUCCGGCCAGGCACGAUCUGCGAACCUCUCUUUAAAAAGGGAGCAAUUGCUGCCCGAUUUGCCGCUGAUUCCAACACUCUUUGCGCGUGCCUUGCCCGUCUGACCUCAUUCCUCUUCUCCUACCUCACCCCACCAGUGACGGCAGCUUUCAAGGGACGGAUACAUAGCACUGUCGAUUUUUUUGACUAGAAUAUCUACUACACGGGGCAGACAGAUCUCACAAUGGUGCAGCAGGACGAGCAGGAAGUCGCCCAGCUGGUCACCAGCCUAGACCUGGCCACCAGGAAAGGCACCGCUCAUGGAAAGAAGACGUUCGUAUGCAAGAAGAAUACCUUCAACGUGGCGAAUUCCGACAACAUCCGUGUGGAUUCGUGGAAGUUCAUGGACUGGGAUUACAAACGCAGCGACCUCCCCACCUACGCCCGCGGACUGUUCACCACCAAGAGGAAGGACGGCGCCCAUGAGAUCGCUGUCCGCGGAUACGACAAGUUCUUCAACGUGGAGGAGGUGACCGCAACGAAAUGGAGGAAUAUCGAAAAUAACACCCGGGGUCCCUACGAAUUGAGCGUGAAGGAGAACGGGUGCAUCAUCUUCAUUUCUGGUCUGGAGGAUGGCACCUUGUUGGUCUGCAGCAAGCACUCGACAGGUGUCAGGGAGGACGCAGAGCUUAGCCAUGCUCAAGCCGGUGAGCGUUGGGUCGAGAAGCACGUUGCCUCUGUCGGGAGAACGGUCAAAGACCUGGCACGCGAGCUGCGCAGACUGAAUGUCACGGCGGUAGGCGAGCUUUGUGACGAUACCUUCGAGGAGCAUGUUCUUGCUUACGAUGCGAACGCGUCAGGCAUCUAUCUGCAUGGCCUCAACUUCAAUGUGCCGCACUUCGCGACCCUCCCUAGCUCGGAGGUCCACACGUUCGCCGACGCAUGGGGGUUCAAGAAGGCCAACUUCGUUGUCUACGACGACCUCGACCAGGUGAAGAGCUUUCUCAACAACUGUGCAGAGACUGGCACCUGGGACGGUCGGGAGACGGAAGGGUUUGUAGUUCGAUGCCACUUGGGCGAGAGUGGCCGUGGCCCGUACCAGGAUUGGUUCUUCAAGUACAAGUUCGAGGAGCCAUACCUGAUGUACAGGCAGUGGCGUGAGUGUACCAAGGCCGUCAUCUCAGGCAAAUACCCGAACAUCAAGAAGCACAAGACCGUUACGGAAGAAUACCUGUCGUACGCGCGGAGACAGCUCGCCCAGAACCCUCACCUAAAAGAACUUUACAAGGCCAACCACGGAAUCAUCGCGAUGAGAGAAGGGUUCCUCAAGGAGCGAGGACUCAACGGGGCUGAACUCAUCCAGAUGGAGGCCGAAAAUGAGGUGACGCAGAAUGUGGUUCUAGUUCCCGUGGCCUCUCUGGGCUGCGGCAAGACUACCGUGGCUCUUGCUCUGUCCAAAUUGUUUGGAUGGGGUCAAGUGCAGAACGAUAACAUCCCCAAGCAGAAGAACAAGCCCAAGAAGUUCGCAUUUGAUAUCACCAAUCUCCUUGGCCUCCACCCUGUGGUGGUUGCAGAUCGGAACAACCACAUGAAACGCGAACGGGACCAGCUCAUAGAAGAUGUGGCAGCCGCCGUCCCCAGAGCCCGCUUCGUCGCACUCCAGUAUGUCCACGAACCCAAAGACCAAAUGCUUCCGGGCAUUCGCGAGGUGACGCGGAAACGAGUUCUCGAUCGUGGAGACAACCACCAAACCAUCCGGGCAGGAAGCAACGCCCAAGAGGAGAUCAUCGGAAUCAUGGAAGGCUUCCUGAAGCGGUUCGAGGCCGUUAACACCGACCGCAAGCCGGACAGCAAAUUCGACCAGGUGAUCGACCUCGACGUUGCAGCAUCUUCGCGGGAAAACCUGGAAACAGUCGUCAAAGCCCUCCACUCGUUCUACCCCCGGCUCGUACCCGAGAUCCCAACCGCCGAGCAGCUCGACGACGCAAUCAACUGGGCCAUGAACGACUACGAAGUCCAGCUAGACUGGAGCCACCAGUACAGCUCGAAGCCGAGCCAGAAACCGAAACCCCCCAAGAGCAUCAACAACAAGAUCGCCGGCACCCGCCCUGAAUCCCCCCCCGCCGCCCCUCCCAGCCCCGAAGCCCUCUCCAAGAAACUCGAAUACUUCAGCAUCUCCCUCCCCACCGCCGAAGUAACCACCAUCCUGCAAUCCCUCUUCCCCGACUCCACGGCCCCCGAAAAGGCCCGUCUCUACCGCCAACUCUCCAACUCGCGCCGCAUCCAGCCCGCCUUCCACGUGACCCUGAUCCACCGGGCCUCCAAAACCUCCCACGCCGAUAUCUGGGACGGCUAUGUCCGCCAGUACAUCGACAAGAUGAAGUCCAAGCUCGAGUCCGACCCCACCAUCACACCGUCCCUGGCUCCCGCGCGCGUCCGCCUCGAACGUCUCAUCUGGGACCACCGUAUCAUGACCUUCGUCGCCCGCAUCAUGCCCUCCGAUGACAAUGAUCUGGCGGAGUGGCCCUGCGCUAAUGAAACCCCGCAUGUCACUGUCGGAACCGUCUCGCCGGAGGUUAAGCCCGUCGAGAGCAAUAACCUGCUCAAGCGCUGGCAUGAGGUCGGCUCCGGUGGCGAUACGGGUAUCUGGGAGGCGGAAAUCCCAGGUGUUAGGGUCGUGCGUGGCUCUGUGGGGAUGGUUAUGUCUCGGGGGAGGUAGAUUGGUGAGAACUGGGAAUUGGGAAUUAGAAUGAUGGAAUGAUGGAUAGAUGGAUGGAUGUGGGUGGGUUAUGAGUGAUGAUAUCCAAGAAAAGAAGAUGAAGAUGGAAUAUAAAAGGGAGGUAGGGGAAUCUACUUGCUAUCAUGCUAGUGGCUUCUGUAGAUAUCGCUAAAUACCCAAUAUUGAUGAU
Aspergillus heteromorphus CBS 117.55 is the source of this 2943-nucleotide messenger RNA. Its product is annotated as tRNA ligase. Gene Ontology annotation, cellular component: nuclear inner membrane. The record is from RefSeq and is a predicted model, not a curated record. The transcript has a single exon. Lineage: Eukaryota; Fungi; Ascomycota; Eurotiomycetes; Eurotiales; Aspergillaceae. The coding region runs from base 279 to 2753 and encodes 824 amino acids. Gene Ontology annotation, molecular function: RNA ligase (ATP) activity; phosphoric diester hydrolase activity; ATP binding. Gene Ontology annotation, biological process: tRNA splicing, via endonucleolytic cleavage and ligation.